Molecule: messenger RNA, 1044 nt
Organism: Paecilomyces variotii
Lineage: Eukaryota; Fungi; Ascomycota; Eurotiomycetes; Eurotiales; Thermoascaceae
Product: putative thiamine biosynthesis protein
Exons: 4
Coding region: 1-1044 (347 amino acids)
Biological process (GO): thiamine biosynthetic process
Source: RefSeq, a predicted model, not a curated record
AUGUCUACCGAUAAGAUCACUUUUCUCACCAACUGGCACGCGACGCCAUACCACGCUCCCCUGUAUCUGGCCCAGGCCAAGGGUUACUUCAAGGAUGAGGACCUGAAGGUUGCUCUCCUGGAGCCCAACGACCCGUCCGAUGUCACCGAGAUCAUCGGUAGCGGCAAGGUCGACAUGGGCUUCAAGGCCAUGAUCCACACCCUGGCUGCCAAGGCCCGCGGCUUCCCCGUUACCUCGAUCGGUUCCCUCCUCGACGAGCCCUUCACUGGUGUUGUCUACCUCAAGAGCAGUGGCAUCACCACCGACUUCAAGUCUCUCAAGGGCAAGAGAAUCGGAUACGUUGGCGAGUUCGGCAAGAUUCAAAUCGAUGAGCUCACCAAAUACUACGGCAUGACCCCUGACGACUACACUGCCGUCCGCUGCGGUAUGAACGUCACCAAGGCCAUCAUCCGCGGCGACAUUGACGCCGGUAUUGGUCUCGAGAACGUCCAGAUGGUCGAGCUCGAGGAGUGGCUGGCCUCCCAGGGCCGUCCCCGCGACGACGUCCAGAUGCUGCGCAUCGACCAGCUCGCUGAGCUGGGCUGCUGCUGCUUCUGCUCCAUCCUGUACAUUGCCAACGACGCUUUCAUCGCUGGCAACAAGGACAAGAUCGAGAAGUUCAUGCGUGCCGUCAAGCGUGCCACUGACUAUGUCAUCGCGGAGCCCGCCAAGGCCUAUGAAGAGUACAUUGACAUCAAGCCGAUCAUGGGCACUCCCGUCAACCGCAAGAUCUUCGAGCGCUCCUACGCCUACUUCAGCCGUGACCUGAAGAACGUCCAGCGUGACUGGACCAAGGUCACCAACUACGGCAAGCGUCUCGAAAUCUUGGACGCUGACUUCAAGCCCAACUACACCAACAGCUUCCUCAGCUGGACCCUGGACGGUGACUCUGCCGACCCGACUGGCGACCAGAAGCGCAUGGCCGAGCUCCAGAAGAAGGUCGCUGCUGAGGGUGGCUUCAAGAGACUUGAGAUCACCAGCAAGGAGGUCACCACUUCCGCUUAG